AAUUAUCUCAGGAUAACGAAGGAAAAUCUCGUUUGUACUGUGUUUAUAAUCGUGUACAAACUAGCAUCCAAGGAUGGAAGAGAAAGCGAGCUCUGGAUCAACUUCGACGGCUGAGAACGCGUCGUCCAACGCGUCGCCCGCUAAGAAGGCUUCGAAAACGAAGUCGAAGAGUCAGCAACGUUCAUCGCAUCCUCCAACUUCGGAGAUGGUUAAUGCCGCCAUAAAAGAGCUGAAAGAUCGGAAAGGAUCGUCGCUGCAAGCUAUUAAGAAGUACAUCGCGACGACGUACAAGGUCGACGGCGAGAAGGUGGCGCCAUUUAUCAAGAGAUACCUGAAAACUGCCGUCACAUCUGGCGCAGUUGUUCAGACUAAAGGAAAGGGCGCAUCUGGUUCUUUCAAACUUUCUACUACGACUAAGGGUUCCGAGGUGAAGAGCAAACCCAAACGUACAGUUAAAAAACCACAACCUGCAGCUCAAAAGAAGCCUGUAGAACAAAAAGCUAGCCAAAAGAAGAUUGUAACUCCGAAGAAGCCAGCACCAGCUAAGAAAACUUCGCCUGUGGUUAAGAAAGCUGCUGCAGUAAAGAAAGUGAAGGUUACUCCAGCUAAGAAAGCCGAAUCGCCGAAGCAAAAGGCAGCACAAGUGAAAAAUUUGUCGAAGACGAAGAAAGCAACCAAAGCACCAGCUGCGAAAACGAGAGCACCGAAGCCAAAGACUGCCAAGUCAUCAAAGGCAGCGAAGGCGACCGCGAAGAAAUAAUCUUCGCCGAACGAUUAAUGCGAUACUAAUGGCCCUUUUCAGGGCCACAAAUUAUUCUACGAAUGAACAACCUCGAUUUUUACUUAAAAUGGUUUCGAUCGAAUCUUUAAUAAAAUCAAUAUUCACUCUUGCCACGAUGUAUGUAUAUUCGGUAAAAUAGAUUUAUAUACUAGAUACGUCUCUAUGGACAGCAAUACAUAAUUUAUAUGGUCUCUAGGUACAAUUUGCUAUGGUGUAUUCACAUCUACUUCACAGUUUAAUAUCGUUUCGUUAGUACAAUCAUAUUUUUCUAGUAGAAGCUAUACUACUUGAGACUGAACUCAAUACUUUUCGUCGUAACUUUACAACGUAAAAGUUUUAUUGUUACACAAGCUUGGAAACAUGAAUUCUCAUAGUUCAUCAAUGAUUUAAUGAUGACGAUUAUUUCGACAAUAAAAUAGUUCCUAUACGAGUGGAGUUGAACGAUUGUCCGCCAAAGGAUAUAUACAACAGAGUUUAUGUACUAAUGAACAUACAUUUGUAUGUAGUUUUACUCUAAGUUGCAAAACGAUAAUAUUUGCAUAAACAUUAAAAUUUAUGAUGAUUUAUAAGCGUGGUGCUUUGAUCGCGUAACGUAAUUGUAAUUUUUCAAAGAUAAGUAUCAUAAUGAACAAUUCACAUCGCGUUAAAUUAUGUUACAUAUAUACGUACGUAAUCACUAAAGAUGAAUACUUAAGAGGGAAAUGCCCCAACCGUGUAAU
Molecule: messenger RNA, 1500 nt
Organism: Ceratina calcarata
Lineage: Eukaryota; Metazoa; Arthropoda; Insecta; Hymenoptera; Apidae
Product: histone H1-like
Exons: 1
Coding region: 74-760 (228 amino acids)
Biological process (GO): nucleosome assembly; chromosome condensation; negative regulation of DNA recombination
Cellular component (GO): nucleosome; nucleus
Molecular function (GO): nucleosomal DNA binding; double-stranded DNA binding; structural constituent of chromatin
Source: RefSeq, a predicted model, not a curated record